Messenger RNA from Anoplopoma fimbria (sablefish), 3245 nucleotides. Its product is annotated as SLAIN motif-containing protein-like. NCBI's taxonomy places the organism in Eukaryota, Metazoa, Chordata, Actinopteri, Perciformes, Anoplopomatidae. The record is from RefSeq and is a predicted model, not a curated record. The coding region runs from base 230 to 2095 and encodes 621 amino acids. Gene Ontology annotation, cellular component: microtubule plus-end. The transcript has 9 exons. Gene Ontology annotation, biological process: microtubule nucleation; cytoplasmic microtubule organization; positive regulation of microtubule polymerization.
AGACGCUGCACGCUGCCAGUGAUGCUCACGUAACCAAUACAUCAUGGACUAGCUCCCUGAGAUUAAUCCCAACGUGUUGACAAUCAUUAUCCAGGUGAGCACCAUGUCAAAGGGGGUUUAAUUAGCUGCUUCAUUCAUGCGGCUUGAGAGCUCCGAGAGGCGGGGGUAAGCUCAGUCAUCAGCUCGCUGGGUCGACUGCAACAACACGGAUCACUCACCGAGUAGGAGCAUGGUGGUCCCGGACAGUGCCAGCGUGGUCCCCCAGGCUGACAAUGGCAGUCCCGCUGGCCUCAAGGAGACCUCCAAGCCUGGGUGCGAAGAAGAGGAAGAGGGGGGUCAGGACCUGGCAGGGGUGGAGCUGGAGGAGGUACGAAAGCUGCAGGAGCUCGUUCGUAGGCUGGAGGUCCAGAAUGAGACCCUGCGCAACAGGGGGAGCAAGACCACCAUCAGCCGAGGAGCCAUCAGCAACAGCAACCUCACAGACGCUGGCAAUAUCAAUGAGAUGCUUGUGACUUGCGAGGAGGUGACCAACUCCCACCUCAGGUCGGAGCACGGUGGCAAGCUGGGCAGGACAGACUUUGAGCUGUCACCCACUCAGGACAGCAGCAGCGGUGAAGACAUGUCCCCUCUGCCCACGGCCAAAAGGCUGGAGGAAGAGGAUGAAGAGGAGGGCCAGGCUACAUGUGGCGGGUUUCUCACCUUGACCUGCAGCAGCAACGGAGCGACAGAGUCCCAGACCCCAGAGAGCCCCUCUCAGGAAAGUUAUGAGUCAGAGACACUUGCAGAUAGCGACUCGGGGGUGGACCAGACUGCACUGGAUGAGGUGGAUGUCCUAGAUUUGGAGGAUGAGUGUGCAGACCUAGAGGACGAGGACAGCUGGUUGUAUGUGUCUCCAAAAAAGCAAGUAGCCGAUCAAGGCCCAGAUUCUCCAUUGAAGUGGUGUCGGCAGGCUCUUGACCAUCGCAGCCCAGAGACAGAAAUAGCUUGUCGGACCCUGAUCAGCCGCUUGGACCAGACGUGUCGAUGGAGGAACAUGUACAGUAGCCCUUCAGCAGAGGCAGGCUCGACAGGCUCAGGCCUGAUCUCUCCUGGGUACCACAAAUCAACUAACAAAUCCCUACUAACUUGUGGCAGCUCAGGUGCCCCUACCAUGCAAUCUGCCCUGAGCUCGCAGUCCUCCAUAGACAGUGAGCUCAGCACAUCAGAUGACUCCAUCUCGAUGGGCUAUAAGCUGCAGGAUCUCACUGAUGUCCAGAUCAUGGCUCGACUACAGGAAGAGAGUCUGAGGCAGGAUUAUGCAUCCACCUCAGCAUCUGCAUCACGCCGCAGCUCCAACGCCUCAUUACAUUCCCUGCGCCGGGGGGGCACCUACAGCGAUCAGGAAUUUGACAGUUACAGCCUGGAGGACGAGGAGGACGAGUUUUGCUCCAUGCCCCAGCGACGACAGCGCUUCACCCCGUCGCCGUUAGGCUCACCCCGGUGCCUGUCCCCCUCCACCUCCAAUCACGGCCAGGAAUACAGCAGCCGACUCGGGGCUCCACGCACAAGAGCACCCAGACGAUCUCUCCAGGGCCCCAGUGCAGAGCUGCUUAAAUUUGCCAAGAGUGAGGAGGAGUUGAGGCACAGUAUGCCUAAUCUGGCCCCCCGCACCAGCCUACGUUCCCUGGAGGCAGUCAGAAACAGCCGCAGCAUGGAGGCUAACCUCCAGAGCUCUGGCAACCGCAUGUCCCACCUGACUCACUCCCCCUCCACAGGUAUGGCUUCCAGUCGACUGCGUGGCAGUGGCCAGUCACCUCUCUCCCUGCAGACUCCAGUUAAAGCUGUCAAUCCUGCGGGCGCCAUGGCACCCGGUCGUCAGCCUUCCAGAGGUCUGCCCGUUGUCCAAGCACCGCCUGCAGGAGGGGGCCGCAGGGUCCAGUCACCAGGUUCUGCCAAUGGCGGUGCCUACAUACCCGGUAGAGCCUCCACUGGAGGAGGGAGGGCCGCCGUGGGCAGAGGACAGGCAUCUACCAGGAGUAAACUUUCACAGCCCCCAAGGAGGUCUUUUGGCAUGACUAAAAUGUCGGAUGAAUCCUGGAAAGAUGGCUGUUACUGAGCCUGGCCGGUAAUGAAGGAUGUUCACUGCUGCAACCCUCACCUGACCUCUUCCCUUUACCUCUGUACACUCAAAGAACACAGCAGCUGUGUCAACAAAUGUGUCGUACAACCUUUCGGUCCCUAUUUCAGACUGGAGCGCUGGGCUGCACUGGAUCCGAAAUCAAGGCUAAUCUCUCUUCCUCGCAUGAAACAUUGUCAACCCACACAAAGAGGAUGUGUAGGCAGACAUUAAGGCACAAAUGCACACUCCACUUGUGAUAUGGACCAACUCUGAGCUUCCAGAAAAUUUGUUUGUGUCAAUUUUACUUAUUUUUCUAUGGUAAUUGUGAGAAACUGCUGGAAUAUGAAGGGUUGUAUCACUGUUCUCUUGAUGUAAUUGAUAUGAAGACAAUUUAAAUGAAGAUAUUGGUAUGUUCAUUUUCUAUGUGCAUUCCUACUAGAUCAAGGUGCUGAAUGUUGCAUGCUUGUUUUUAUUUUGGUUUUUUUUAUCCUAAUCAUGUAACUGCAAUAUGAUCUGUGUGGAUUUAUGAAUGUUGAUUGGUUCAUUGUGUAAUUAUCUUUAGAUUUGUGUUGUAUUUGUGUUUUGCUCUUUGCUGACACAGCAAUGCAACUCCUGUAAACCACACUGCCCUUAUGAAGAAUACAAAAAUGGAAAAUACGGUUUGCGCCAAGGUGCAUUUCAGCUGCAAAACUCUUUCUAUUUCCAGAAGAAUCUUGAGUCAUUAAAAGGUACUGUUAUGGUAAUGCUUUUGAACACAUUUUUACUGCAUAUCAAUAUUUGGAUUUAGAGUGUGCUUUUGAAUACCACUGCAAUGAAGAAAAUGUUUAUGCACGAAGGCCUUGUGCCUUAAGACAGCUAUGCACCCUCAUGCAUAGUGCCUCUGACAAUUAGGAGCUGUAAAGAAACUAAAUAAUAAAGUCCACCCUAAAACUUUAAUUGCAGCUUUUCUGUUUGUUUUUAUUAUACAAUCCAUGCAUGCAAAGGUCUGUUUGCAUAUCAGGCAAUUUAGUCACACUGCAAUCCAUCCACAGCAGCAGCACCAUCAGCAUCUCCCGGAGUUUCCUGGCUGCAUGACCAAACUCCUCACAAAUGAGCUCUCCACUACCCCACCCCCCUUGUGACAAAAUGGCCCACAGGCCUCUGCAAG